Trichosurus vulpecula (common brushtail) is the source of this 3715-nucleotide messenger RNA. RefSeq names its product deltex E3 ubiquitin ligase 1 (gene DTX1). Gene Ontology annotation, molecular function: zinc ion binding; ubiquitin protein ligase activity. Lineage: Eukaryota; Metazoa; Chordata; Mammalia; Diprotodontia; Phalangeridae. The record is from RefSeq and is a predicted model, not a curated record. Gene Ontology annotation, cellular component: nucleoplasm. Gene Ontology annotation, biological process: protein ubiquitination; Notch signaling pathway. The transcript is spliced from 9 exons. Bases 320 to 2203 code for a protein of 627 amino acids.
AACGGUGCCUUCCAGGCUCAUACGACCCAGGAGUCUAGGACCCGCCACCUCCAGGUGGAGGCAGGAAAGCCAGGCUGAGGGGGCUGGCUGUAGCCUCCUUCUGUGGCUCCAGGCCUGUAGAGGCCUGGACUGGACCAUUCACUGACUCAUGGACAUCAGCAGCUGCUCACUAUCUCAGCAGAAGGUGGCUUAGCUGUGGUCAGGGAGGCCUCUCUUCCUUCCUGACCCCUUCCCCUUUGAGAGGAGAGAGAAGGGCACAAUUGGACUUUCUCAGCCCUCCAGUCCCCCUCUCCUGGGGACCCUCAGGUGUGGUUGCACCAUGUCCAGACCAGGCCCCGGAGCACUGAUCUCCAUCAAUGGCCUGGGGUUCCCACCCCAAAACCUGGCCAGAGUGGUGGUAUGGGAAUGGCUGAAUGAAUACAGCCGCUGGCGCCCCUACACGGCCACGGUGUGCCAUCACAUCGAGAAUGUGCUCAAAGAGGAUGCCAGGGGCAGCGUGGUCCUCGGACAGGUGGAUGCCCAGCUGGUGCCCUACAUUAUUGACCUGCAGUCCAUGCACCAGUUCCGCCAAGACACAGGGACGAUGCGGCCAGUCCGAAGGAACUUUUACGACCCAUCCUCGGCACCUGGGAAGGGCAUCGUAUGGGAAUGGGAGAAUGAUGGCGGCUCCUGGACGCCAUAUGACAUGGACAUCUGCAUCACCAUCCAGAAUGCCUAUGAGAAGCAGCAUCCGUGGCUGGACCUUUCCUCGCUGGGCUUUGGCUACGUGAUUUAUUUCAACAGCAUGUCUCAGAUGAACCGGCAGACCCAGCGGAAGAGGAGGGUCAGGCGGCGCAUGGACCUUGCCUACCCACUGACCAUUGGCUCCAUCCCCAAGUCCCAGUCCUGGCCGGUGGGUGCCAACUCGGGCCAGCCAUGUUCUUGCCAGCAGUGCCUGCUAGUCAACAGUACCCGGGCUGCUUCUAAUGCCAUCCUUGCCUCACAGCGGAGGAAGAUGUAUCAAGCCUCGGGCAAUGGCGCGGGGACGGGCACGUUGCCUGUUCGCCAGAGUAACACCUUCAAUGGGACCGGGACUACACUGUGGGCUGGGGGCACUGGCCCUGCGGGAGUGGUAGCCAAAGGCGAGCCUGGGCGGUCACCUGGUGGAGCUCCAGGGAGCAACUUUUCUCGGAGCCAGAGUGCUCCUGGUGGUGCCCAGCUCACCAGACAAAACAAUCUGAACCGACCGGGGACUCAGCGUGUGGCCGUCCUGAGUACCAGGGCAUCUGUUCCACCUGGGGUCCCAGCACUCCCUGUGAAGAAUCUGAAUGGCACAGGACCUGUGCACCCAGCCCUGGCAGGGAUGACAGGAAUCCUGAUGUGUGCAGCAGGGCUGCCAGUCUGCUUGACCCGGGCUCCUAAACCCAUCCUACACCCACCUCCCAUUAAUAAGAGUGACAUCAAACCUGUGCCUGGCAUCCCGGGCAUCUGCCGGAAAACCAAGAAGAAACAUCUGAAAAAGAGUAAGAAUCCUGAGGAUGUGGUUCGAAGAUACAUGCAGAAGGUGAAGAAUCCACCUGAUGAGGACUGCACUAUCUGCAUGGAGCGAUUGGUCACUGCAUCUGGCUAUGAGGGCGUUCUCCGCCACAAGGGUGUGAGGCCAGAGCUCGUGGGCAAGCUGGGCAAAUGUGGGCACAUGUACCACCUCCUGUGCCUGGUGGCCAUGUACAGCAAUGGCAACAAGCAGGAUGGCAGCCUUCAGUGCCCCACCUGUAAGGCCAUUUAUGGGGAGAAAACAGGGACUCAACCCCCUGGGAAGAUGGAAUUCCACCUCAUCCCCCAUUCACUCCCUGGCUACACGGACACUCAGACUAUCCGAAUCGUCUAUGACAUCCCUACUGGGAUCCAGGGUCCUGAGCACCCCAACCCUGGCAAGAAGUUCACGGCAAGAGGCUUUCCCCGGCACUGCUACUUGCCUGACAACGAGAAGGGUCGAAAGGUGCUCCGACUGCUCAUUAUGGCCUGGGACCGGAGACUGAUCUUCACCAUUGGCACGUCCAACACAACGGGUGAAUCGGACACCGUGGUCUGGAACGAGAUCCACCACAAGACGGAGUUUGGCUCCAACCUCACUGGACAUGGCUACCCAGAUCCUAACUACCUAGACAACGUCUUGGCAGAGCUCACAGCCCAGGGGGUCUUGGAGCCAUCUUCAAAGGACUGAGACCUGGGUCCCUCCUCCAGGCUGUCCAUGCUCCUUGCUCUCCUGGAUAUCUCACUCUUCUAUCCCUUCACCCUCUGCUGCCCCCCACCUCCUCCAACAGGCAGGCUGCCAGGAUCUCUCCUACCUGGGAAGGUGGAAAUCAGUCCUACCAGGGUCUGGGCUAGGGACAAAUAUUUAGAUCUUCCCUCUUUCAGUAUGACAGCAAGUGACAGAUUGACAAGCAAACACAUAUUCUUGGGAGGUAGGAAAGAUACACACACCAAAAAACUCUCCAAGAAAACACCGUGGGCCCCUGAAUGAAAUAAUAUUUCCCAUUUUAUGGCAUUCAGUUUACAAAACACUUUCCUCACAACAACUCUAUGAGGUGGGCAAUUCAGGUAUUCAUGGUUCCAUUUUACAGAUGAAUAAACUGAAGUUCAGGCAAGGGGAAAUGACUUAGAACUGGAAGAAAUCUUAGAGACCUGCUGGUCUGAACUACCCAUCUGCUCAGAGCAGAAGAGGCAUGUCCAUGACCACACAGCCAGGGAAUAACAGAUCUGUGCCUUGGCUGACAUACUAACCUAAUGGGAACUCAGCAUCCCACCCAUGCAAUCAGACACACACACACACACACACACACACACAUCAUAGAGAAACACCCAGACCUGUCUAGAAGCACCCACCUUCCUCUCCCCUCCCACCUCUGCCUCUGCCUCUCUCUCCCCCCCUCCCUCUUUCUCUCUCUCUCUCUCUCUCUCUCUCUCUCUCUCUCUCUCUCUCUCUCUCUCUCUCUCUCUCUCUCUCUCUCCCCCUCUUCCCUCCCUCUUUCCCUUCCCCCCCUCCUUCUCCCUCCCCACCACACUGUCUCUUGCUAGUGUAUAGGGAUGGACUUGGGGGUCCUGGGUAGAUUCUAGGUUCUAUGUUGUGUGUGUGUGUUUUGGGGGGUGGGGGAGGGGGGGAACAUGCACAUAUAAUUGCUGAAAUAAAUGAAUAACCCCGGGUGGGUAGGGGGGAGAGGGCGGCACUAGGGUGAAGGGGGAGGAAUCUUGCUUCUUUUUCUCUUUGUCUCACCUUCCCUUUUACCCCCACCCUGACAUCUACCUGUCUUUAUUGCAAUCUGCCUAUAGGAGGUGACAGAUGUGACCACACAGGUGGUCCUCUCCCAUCCCAACUGUGGGAUUUCUGAGCCAUCCCUUCUGAGAAGUGUAAGCCCCAUCCUGGAGCCAAUCACUUGCUGGGGGUGGGGAGUAGGGACUCAGAUAUGUCAUCUCUCUGCCUCGAAAACCCUUAAAAAGGAGAGUGGGUGACAAAGAGUUAAUUCUUUUUUUUUGGUGUUGGGGGGCGGGGAACCCAAAGAUUUGACAGCUCCCAGCCAACCAGGCACCUGUUGCCUAGGCAACUCACCAGCUCUGCCUCUGUUGAUUGGCUGACAUUGUGGAAAUCUGCCAGGAGUUAAAGGGAUGUUAACAAUUGCUCUUUCAAAAAACCACCAGUCCCACUGUGGGUGGAGAAAUAAAUUGCCUUUCUCCUCCC